Molecule: messenger RNA, 1734 nt
Organism: Puma concolor (puma)
Lineage: Eukaryota; Metazoa; Chordata; Mammalia; Carnivora; Felidae
Source: RefSeq, a predicted model, not a curated record
AUGUGGAAAUGCAAGAUCUUUGAGAUGAGCAGAGAAAAUUUACUCAGAAAUGGAGCAGGAUGUCUCUCUCAAAAACACUCGGAGUGUGACUCAGCAGAGGGAGAAAACACAGGUCCUAUGGAAGAGCCAGAAACAGAAAACAGUGGGGCAGCCCUGUUCACUGCACUGCCUGACAUUGUAAGCCAUUGUGGACGACAAGUGGACUGGGUGCGUGGUCACCUGCUAGAUGAUGAGAGGGAAGCAGCUGAUGGUCUCUUCUCUCCUCUGCUCCAGUCGGCAUUGGCCUGGGCCCGAGCCUCUGCUCGCUGCCUGAAUUUUAACAGCACGCUGAUCCUGCUUCCUGUGUGUCGAAAUCUGCUGUCUUUCCUGAGGGGCACCUGCUCAUUUUGCAGGCAUGCCCUGAGAAAGCAACUGGAUCACAAUCUCGCCUUCCACAAACUGGUAGCAUAUAUGAUCUGCCUACACACAGCUAUUCAUAUCAUUGCACACCUGUUCAACUUUGAACACUACAGCAGAAGCCGAUGGGCCACAGAUGGAUCCCUUGCUUCCAUUCUCUCCACCCUAUCUCAACAAGAGAGAGAUGAAGAUUCUUGGAUAAAUCCUAUCCAGUCCCCAAACAUGACAGUGGAGUAUGUGACAUUUACCAGCAUCACUGGUGUCACUGGAGUGAUCAUCACAAUAGCUCUGGUUCUCAUGGUGACUUCAGCUAUGGAGUUUAUCCGGAGGAGUUAUUUUGAGGUCUUCUGGUAUACUCAUCAUAUUUUUAUCGUCUACUUCAUUGGUUUAGGGAUUCACGGCAUUGGUGGAAUUGUCCGGGGUCAAACAGAAGAGAGCCUGAAUGAGAGUCACCCACACAGGUGUGCAGAAUUUUUCGAGCAGUGGGAUGAUCAUGACUCCCACUGCAAGCAUCCCCGAUUUGAAGGGCUCCCUGCUGAGGUUGUCAUGCACCCAUUCAAAGUUUUGGAAUUGCAGAUGAGCAAGCGUGGCUUCAUCAUGGAAGUGGGACAGUAUAUUUUUGUUAAUUGUCCUUCAAUCUCUUACUUGGAAUGGCAUCCCUUUACUCUGACCUCUGCUCCAGAGGAAGACUUCUUCUCCAUUCAUAUCAGAGUAGUGGGAGACUGGACAGAAAAUCUCAUAAGGGCUUUUGAGCAACAACAUUCACCAAUUCCCAGGAUUGAGGUGGAUGGUCCCUUUGGCACUGUCAGUGAAGAUGUUUUCCAGUAUGAAGUGGCUGUGUUGGUCGGAGCAGGAAUUGGGGUCAUCCCCUUUGCUUCCAUCUUAAAAUCUAUCUGGUACAAGUUUCGGCACGCAGAUCACAACCUUAAAACACAAACGAUCUAUUUCUUCUGGAUCUGUAGGGAGACAGGUGCCUUUGCCUGGUUCAGUGACCUAUUGGCUUCUCUGGAACAUGAGAUGGAAGAAUUAGGCAAAGUGGAUUUUCUAAACUACCGUCUCUUUCUCACCGGAUGGGACACCAACAUCGCUGGUCAUGCCGCAUUAAACUUUGACAAGGCCACUGACAUCCUGACAGGUCUGAAACAGAAAACCUCAUUUGGGAGACCCAUGUGGGACAAUGAGUUUUCUACAAUAGCUAAUGCCCACCCCAAGUCCGUGGUGGGAGUCUUUUUAUGUGGUCCUCAGACUUUGGCAAAGAGCCUGAGCAAAUGCUGUCACCAGUACUCCAGUCUAGAUCCUAGGAAGGUUCAAUUCUACUUCAACAAAGAAAAUUUCUGA